Molecule: messenger RNA, 1943 nt
Organism: Erpetoichthys calabaricus (reedfish)
Lineage: Eukaryota; Metazoa; Chordata; Cladistia; Polypteriformes; Polypteridae
Product: melanocortin-2 receptor accessory protein 2-like
Exons: 3
Coding region: 459-1022 (187 amino acids)
Biological process (GO): protein localization to plasma membrane; regulation of adenylate cyclase-activating G protein-coupled receptor signaling pathway
Cellular component (GO): plasma membrane; endoplasmic reticulum
Molecular function (GO): corticotropin hormone receptor binding; type 1 melanocortin receptor binding; type 4 melanocortin receptor binding
Source: RefSeq, a predicted model, not a curated record
UGGAGACUGCAUGGUAUGAAACUCCCAGGAGGGCAGCUAUAUCUGAGAUACUGUAAUAAUUAAGUCUUUCAUCAACAAUUGCAUCACAGUCAAACUAACAUGCCUUAUCCAUUCGAAUGUUUGGGUGAACAACAACUAAACCUCUUCAUCAUGUCCACAUGCUAUAUGGAUUGAGCUGCAGCAACACAAUUGGCUGUUGGGAGGAGCAGAUUAUUUGUUUCAAUAGGCCAGUGAACCUGAUUAAGUGGUCAGUGCAUAUAUAAAAAUCGAUGAAGGAACACAUACUAACAACUGUGGCUGAAUGGCUUGAAAGUUGAGGGAUGGAUUUUGGAUUCUGCUCUGCCCAUUUCCAAUAGGUCUCAUCUUACCCCUGUCCUCUACUGCACAGAACCAACUGUAGUCCUGCACAGUGCUAAAAUAGCAUCCUCUGCUUGGGAUGCACGCCUCUGCCUAAAUGUAUGAGUUGGGUUUCUGGUGGGUGUCUGAAGUGCCUGAACAUCCUCUGGCAAGUGUCCAAUUCAGAGGAAAACUAUUCCAUUGUCAUUGGAUUUUGGGUUGGCCUGGCUGUCUUUGUGAUUUUUAUGUUUUUCGUCCUAACUCUGCUGACAAAGACAGGAGCACCACAUCAAGAAAACCCAGAGCCUUCUACGAAACGACAUUGUCUCCACAGCUUUGCUGUCAAUUUUAGCCACCAUCGUGAAUCUGAGAAGGAAUCAUCUCAACAUUUAGAGGAGGCUCGCUCCCUUUUCCACUGUUACAUUAAUGAAGUUGAUCAAAUAGACCGGACAAAGAGGGCUAUUAAGCCUCUGAACAUGGAUCAUACCAGUCUUCACAUCCAGGACAGCCUGGUAAUAUCGAAACUCAAUGAGGGAAUGGAUUGUCUUACAAAAUUCAACAUUCCAAACUUUGUGAAUUCAGAGCCAAGCUCAAUGCUGGGAGAUGACGACUUGCUUAUCUGUGAACAGCCAAUUAUUAUGGACAGUGAUGCUAAACUGAAAAGUCCACGUGAAAUCCUCAGCUGAAAAAACAUAAACCAGAGUUUAUAGCCAAUGAUUUUAAAAUGCUUAUGAAAAAUCUUAAAAAUGUGUUUAUACUUUGUUAAUGUUACCAUUUUGAUUUUUUGUAAAUGUCACUGUUUGAUUAAGUGGCUUUAAGAAGAUAUGGAUAUCAUCAGUGUACCAAAUUCACAGUGACAUGAACAAAGUAAGCAUGAACUGCUGGAGAUCCUUCACCUUAAAGUACUACUUUGCUCCACACAAUACUUCAGUUCACAAAGCUUUAAUACUUAUGGACAGAGAACAUGCCAGAUAUCUGUAUUAAAAGUGUACUAUAAAAUUUGAAAGCUUUUGAGAUGCAUUUUAUGAUUUCCGUUUUACACAGUGCGUCAAUGAAUAUUAAGGCUCAUUUUGUAGUGCUGUUCUAAUAAUCAAAAUCCCACUAGCAAAAGAAACAAAACAAAACUUUUAGCUUACAAUUAUAUACAAAUUAUUAACCCGAGGUACCUAUUAAACAAGGAUCAUCAGGAGCAGCACAAUACAUGAACAUUAUUGACACAUUCAGUACUAAAAAAUAAUUUUGCAAAAAUGUACAUAUUCAAAAUAAAGGAAAAAGAUAAUUGCUGCAGCACUGGAGGUCUUGGGGUCUUGGCAUUUAAAAGUUAAACACUGUUGGGAUUGUGGUUCUUUUUGCCUUUUCACUUUUGGACAGCAGAACAAUAUAAAACAUUACAAUCAUUUGCUUUUUCUGAUAUCUGUUAAUCAAACCAUCAUCUUAAGGGAUAAAAGAACCAAAGGUCUCAAUUUAAACAGAAAUGGUGUUAACUAUUCUUGGAGACGAAAAUAAAGAGCUAUGUGCAAAUGAGGCUGUUCACAGUUUGAAAACCAUCAAGGAUGACCAACAUUUAAUAAAUCUUAUAUUUUAUUUCCAAACCUUAAAUAAUAAAA